This is a messenger RNA of Humulus lupulus (European hop), 3073 nucleotides long. RefSeq lists its product as uncharacterized. Gene Ontology annotation, biological process: regulation of DNA-templated transcription. Gene Ontology annotation, molecular function: DNA-binding transcription factor activity. The coding region runs from base 448 to 1017 and encodes 189 amino acids. The transcript is spliced from 4 exons. The record is from RefSeq and is a predicted model, not a curated record. Lineage: Eukaryota; Viridiplantae; Streptophyta; Magnoliopsida; Rosales; Cannabaceae.
UAGCACCAAACGAAUCGAGUCACGUUUCGACAACUAUGGAAUCACAAAUUUAGAAUUGGUUCAUUUCUCAUUUCGAUGCCAAAAGUGACAGAUUGCCAUACACUUCAUUCGUCUAUUUAGUUUAGUUUGUUUUGCCAACGUUUCUACAAUCUCCUCCAAUGUUAAUUAAAAAAAAUUGUAUAUAAUUUUUAUAUAAAAGCAAAAAGUUAAAAACAAUCACUUGCUCUCCCCUCUCCAACCAUGAAAUUUAAGGUAUUUUCUUUGAUUGCAAUUCAAUCUUGGUCUUCAUAGUUUGUUUCUAAAAUUUUGUUAAAGGUGAAAUUGUGUUUUUGUUGAAUUGAAUUUUAUUAUUUCAGAGGAUUUUUAUUUUCAUUAUUAUUUAUUUAUUUUUUGGGUGGAAAAAUUGCAAUGGAAUAAGAGUGGAGAGACAGAUCAGAGUUGAGCGUAAUGCCAAGAGACGAAGAGCGAGAACGGCGUCGUAUUCGAGACAGGCAAAGAAGGCAAUCUAUGACAUUGGAACAGAGAGAGCGACAUCUCGCCAGACGUCGUAAGAAUUAUCAACUCAGAAGACUCAGAGCUGAGACUCGAAGACUUGACACUACUACUGCUACAAUGUCUCUAGAAGAACCAACCAUCAUGAUCAACUCUACCCCAGAAAAGGAUUUUCAAGAUGAUGGCUUAAAUCCCAAUAAUGGGUUUGUUCAAGAGAAGGAAAAGUUCAGCUCAGAAUGCCUGGAUUCCAUGAGUCUGGAAACUCUGGCUCAGAGAUCUGAUAAUGUCAUCAAGAAGAUACGAUUGAGUCAUGUAAGAAGUCUUGCUCGGUCGUUGAAUCGUUGUGGAGGUGGGGUUGGUGUUGGUGUUGGUGUUGGUGAUGCUAGAUUGCAACUUGGAGUUGGAGACAAUGAUUCAGGUAGAUUAACUGGUGGGCUACGUUUGAACCGGAUAAAGCGUCUUGCCCGGGCGUUGAAUACUGCUAACACUGAUACUGAUACUGAUGGUGAAAGCCACCAAGGAUAAAAGAUUUCAUUCUGGCGAAGGAUGUGAAUUUUCAUUGGACCAAAUAAAGACGAGGAGUGAAUUUCUUUUAGAUGGUCUAAAUGGUUUUAGACAAAAAAAAAAAAGCAAAAAGAAAAAAAGGUUUGCUUAAUAACUUUUAUUUUAUAACUCUUCUGUAGCUAGUAAAAGUUGUUUAAAACUCUAAUUGGAAGUUGAUUUGUUAAUUAAAAUUGAUUAGCAGAUAAGUUUUACUCCUGUGUCUAAUAACAAAGAAACUUUGUCAAUUUCUAUCGUUUUUAUUUUUUGAUUUUCUCUUACCAAUCAAAAUGUCAGUAGAAUCCCAAACCAAAACGCCCCAUUCCUUUCUUCUCUAAUACUGACUGAUUCAUUGCUUUUUUGAGAUGAAAUUCAAUGCUUUUUAUUAAACUUUGUUUUUACGGUCAAUGGUCAUUCCUUAAAACUUUAUUCUCUUACGUGAUUGAAGCUUCUGUUGGCGCACACAAAAACCAAAUGUAUGAAAAAGCAAGUUGUAUUAUGCAAUGUGAACUGAUGUAAAGAAACUUGUGGAAAGUUGCAGGUCUUUUUGUUUGGCGGAAGAGUCAUGUUAACAUCUACUUUUUCUCUUUAAGUUGCAGCAUUUAGUUCUUUCUUUCACAACACAUAAUUGCCUAUAUUGUAUGAGUUAAUCUUAAUUGGGAUUAUAUCUUAUCCAUUCGUUUGCUCUUGAAGGUGCAGGUUGGAGAAGACUAACCUUAAUUGGCUGAGAAAAGGCUUCUUGCAUAUACAUAAAAUAAAAUCUAAAAACUGACCUGGGCUCACAGACUUGCAGAAUAGUAAGGAACAAUGGAUGGAAUCUACGGCCUAAGUUUCUGAAUUUUAACACUAAAUUCAUAGUAAAAUAGAACAACAUCUAAUAUAUAAUAAUUUUAUUAUUAUUUUGGCUCAUUUUUUUGCAAAUAUUUAUGUGGUUGUCCUCAUUCUUCAUUUUAGCUAAUCAAGUUUGUUGACGACGGUUUUCGCAAUUAAGUUUUUUCAUAGAAUUAGGAGGAAAAGAAAAGAACAAAGAUUUUAAUCCAUGAUAUUAAGAUGAUGAUCUGCCUUAAAGCCUGAAACAAUUUUAUAGAUCUUCAGUACAAAAUUUGUACUGAAGAUCUUCAUAAAACCUAACUAAGCCUACGCGCUUGAGCCUGCACCACGAUUCGAGCUCACAAUUGUAGUACUAUCCAUGUCACCACCUUUCAAGCCUUCGAAGUCAAUCUCUUGGCAUGAUCCGUUCCUCUCGAGCUAACCCCUUAUUUCGAACCACACAGAUGACAUGACACCAGGAAGGAUGACACUUGAAUAAAUCAAUACGUUUAUUUUUCAUUCUUACAAAUUUUAUUUUUGCGAGUCAGACGAACUUAAUUAUCUCGAAAUUUGGAGUAUAAUAAGAUUAAAUAUUUAAUUUUAUUGGUUUCUUGCCAUGUUUCUUUGUCGAUCUCAAUAUCAGAUCUAGCUGAGCUUCAUGAUUCAUUGGCUUACUUUAUGGCUUUGAAGUUUGUAAUUCAUUUAUGAUGUAAAUCCUUAACUGGAUUGAGAUGGUAUAUGCUAGACUAGCUAAUGAACUAAAAAUGUACGUCAAAACAAUAUUAAUAUAUAAUGGAUAAGAAUUUUCUGUCAUGAGAUUUCUUAUGUUUGGGGUUGGCCAAACCUCUUAACUAGCUCAAACCAUAUAUAUAACCAAUGUUCAUAUCAUAUCUGCUAAGUGUUCAAAUUAACCAGGCAGAAUCACAAGUUAACAAAGCUCCAUUUGAUAUCAAAAACUAGUUACAACAAUGUAUGUAUCCUCGAUUUACUUCUCUUUUUUGUGGAUAGAAGUAACUAGAAAUGAUAUGAACAUUACUGAUUACAGAUUAAGCAGAAAACAUUACUGAAUACUAACUAGAAAUGGGAUUAAAUAACGGGGAAAGCAGCGAGGAUGAAAAAAUAUCCCUAUACAAUAUAUUGAAAAUCUUCUUUUUAUGUUUAUAAUUAAUAAAUAAUAGCUGCAAGUCAUAUCAACGAGCUUUCAUAGCUCAGUUGGUUAGAGCACCCGUUU